Kwoniella shivajii is the source of this 1158-nucleotide messenger RNA. RefSeq lists its product as uncharacterized. Gene Ontology annotation, biological process: carbohydrate metabolic process. The transcript has 6 exons. The record is from RefSeq and is a predicted model, not a curated record. Lineage: Eukaryota; Fungi; Basidiomycota; Tremellomycetes; Tremellales; Cryptococcaceae. Gene Ontology annotation, molecular function: hydrolase activity, hydrolyzing O-glycosyl compounds. Bases 1 to 1158 code for a protein of 385 amino acids.
AUGCUACCUUCCACUAUCCUCUUAUUUAUACUGCCUCUUCUGGCACAAGCUGCUCCUCGAGGAGAAGACACGAUCAAGGAGCGAGCUCUCGUUGCUAAAGCCACGUUUUCCAGCUCGAGUGUUCCCGCAAAAUCAAGCUCAUCUAUUCCUGCGAAAUCGAGCUCAACUGUUCUUGCAAAAUCAAGCUCAUUGCUUGCUAAACCAUCCACUUCAACCGUUAAUAAGCAAUCAAGCUCAACUAACCCAACAAAGUCAAGCUCAAUCGUACCUGCGAAAUCCAGCUCGACUACAACUAAGCAAUCAAACGCAGCUACUUCUACGACAUCAAGUCCAAAUUCAACGAUCGCGGCGGAUUGCAGCUGUGGAUACGUUCUCUCAAAAUACAAUAACGCUUAUUUCCCAAAAGCUCUUAGAGUCUCUUUCGACACUGUCAAAAGUAUUGCGGAUCUAAACAAAGCCGGAUUUGAAGUCAAUACGGGCUGGGGUAUCGGCACAGCCGCUGAUGAUGGAGGACACGCCAUUGGAAGUACGAACAAUGUGGGGUUCAGUAAUGGAGCGAUGACCUUGAAAGUACCUGGGGGACAGAAGAAGGGCAAAGCAAUCACAGGAGCGGAAAUUAACUUUGCGAAUUCAGUAGGAGGUGGUGUCUUCACUAUGAAUGCUCAAUUAAGUGCUGUAGAAGGUACUUGUCAAUCUAUUUUCACCUAUACUAGCGAUUCCUCAAAAUAUGGGGAUGAACAGGACGUCGAAAUCCUCUCCACCAGCAUCCUUACAUCAACUAAUGGAGUUCCGCCUGGAGUACAGCUUACAAACUAUGAUCCUGCCAACACGGGUAACAACGACGCUGUUAUCGAUCCUUUCCCCAAUAAUCCCACCACUGGAUAUAAUGAUUAUACGAUCGGGUGGCUUAAAGGCGGUACAAAGUACUUUUAUAACGCGAAAGUCUUAAAUAGCCCCACGAAGUACUCGAGUAUCCACAACAGUUUGGUGUUGAUCAACAAUUGGUCCUCGGGUGAUGAGUCGUUCACCGCUGGUCCCCCAGUCAAGGAUAAUAUCCUUCAAGUUAAAAGCGUCACGUUCUACUACCAAACUCAGAAUCUGGACGCUUACCCCGCACUCCCGUCUGGGUGCACUCAAGCCAAAGCUUGUAUCGUAUAA